Rotaria sp. Silwood1 is the source of this 594-nucleotide messenger RNA. The record is from the annotation of a GenBank genome assembly. Lineage: Eukaryota; Metazoa; Rotifera; Eurotatoria; Philodinida; Philodinidae.
AUGGGUGUAUUAUUUAUUAUGAAAAUUGAUCCUAGUAGAGUGUCCACUUCUAGUACACCCUAUGCUAUUAUAGAUGGUCUUAGUGCUCUACCACAGGAAAAAGAAAUACUUUUCUCAAUGCAUACGGUGUUCAAUGUUGUCGAUGUUAAACAAGCAACAGCAAAUAAUCAAAUAUGGGAAGUGCAGUUGACUCUCACUAACGAUACUGAUCCACAGCUGGCCAGUCUUACACGUCAAAUGCGUGAAGAAACACAAGGAUCUACUGCAUGGCGUCGGAUGGCUAUGUUAAUGUACAAAUUAGGUGACUUUAGUCAGGCCGAGGAGCUUUAUACAGAAUUACUGGAGACUUGUUGCUGUAAUAUUGAAACAGCACUUAUCUAUCACAAUCUUGGAUCCAUGAAAGAUGCACAAGGUAACUAUGCAGAAGCCAUAAAAUAUUAUGAGAAAUCUCUUGGCAUUAAGCAAAAAACUAUGCCACAAGGUCAUACUUCAUUCGCUAAUACUUAUCAGCAACUUGGUAAUGCUUAUCAGAAUAUGGGAGAUUACUCGAAAGCACUUCAUUUUUUAUUUAAUGAACCAUUUAAGGAAUAUUAA